GCCCCGCUUGGGCCUCCCGCCGCCGCACUUUCACUCUCCGUCCGGCCGUGUCCCUGCUGCCUCCUUCCUCCUUGUGUCCGCCGCUCGCCAGCCGCGCGCGACAUGGAUGCCAAGGCUGUCGCCGUGCUGGCCCUCGUGCUGGCCGCGCUCUGCCUCAGCGACGGGAAACCCAUCAGCCUGAGCUACAGAUGUCCAUGCCGAUUCUUUGAGAGCCACGUUGCCAGAGCCAAUGUCAAGCAUCUCAAAAUCCUCAACACUCUUAACUGUGCCCUUCAGAUCGUGGCAAGACUGAAGAACAACAACCGACAAGUGUGCAUCGAUCCGAAAUUAAAGUGGAUUCAGGAAUACCUGGAGAAGGCCUUAAACAAGUAAGCCCAACAGCCGCAAAGGACUUUCCGCUAGACCCUCUUGAGGAAAGCUAAAGGGAUGAAGGGCAGAGGUGUGGGGGAGGAAGGCCUGAACUGUUAAGGACCAGGCAUGCCUGUGGGAUCAGCAUUGGCCUGGGACAGGCUGGCGGUCUGCCCCAUAUAUGAACAACUGCAAUUUACAGCAUCCGGUAGGAUAUUGCCACUGACGUUCAACCACGUCCCGUUCCCUUGUACCUGGAUUUUUUAUAACUGGGGUUUUUCUAAGAAAUUGUAUUUUCCAAGCAACAUUUCUCACCAGUUGGUUCUCUCAUGGUCAUCAUCAUCAUCACCAUUUUCAUUCUCUUUUUGAAAGUCAAUGAUUACUUCAAAAUCUGUAUUCGGUUUGUUUUGGAAUUUUUUCUCUUCUCUCUCGGAGAAUCUGUGAGCACAGUUCAGUGAUGGGCACAUGUGGAUGCCGAAACAGUGUCCUGGGGGCACCCCUCCUGGACUCAAAGCCCCAUGUGAGUCCCUCUCACACCCCCCCAGUGCCAAGCCAGAGCUCCAAACUUCCCCUUCUUCUUCAAGUUCAAGUUCGGUGAUUGGCUCUGCCGGCUCCACAGUGGAAGCCGCUGUCACUGCAGACUGUGAGAGAACAACCCUCCUCUCCUCCCCUACCCCACUCUGGCCAUUCCCUGGCUCUCCCUGCCCCAAAGAGCAUGCUUUCAUCUCACUUCUGCUUCUCACUUCUGUAGCUGAUCAAAUGCCACCCUGGUGGGGAGGAGGAAGAUCGCUGGGGGUCCUGCCCUCGAUCCUCCUCCUCCCUUUCUCCCCUCCUCCUUGGGCCCUCUGUGAGAUCCUUCCAUGGCCUCGGCUAGGAUGGAACUGGCCUUUUCCUGGGGGACGUGCGAUCACAUCCCUGCCUUCCCACAAAAGACAAGUCUUUGCCGAAUCAAAUGCAAUUUUAAAUUGGAGCACUUCUGUCGAGGAGUUUGGUUUCUGUGAUUGCCUCUGAAAGAAGCCUCUGGAGGUUCUACCAACUCUGAGGUUUCUGAAAUCAGAAGUGAAAAAAUUAGCCCCUCCUCCUGUAGCCACAACAGGUGUUUUAGAUUCCAAUCAGAAAUGUUGAUGGGAUGAAAUUCCCAGGCAUAUAUUUGAUCCACAGAUGGUCCUGGUGGUAUUUGUAAGUUUUUGCAAGGCAUUUUUUUCAUAUAUAUAUUUUUGUGCACACUUUUUUUUUUUACCUUUCUUUAGAAAACAAAUGUAUUUCAGAAUAUAUAUACAGCCAGACAAUUCAUAUAUUUGAAGUUGAGCCAUAUAAAUGUCAGUAGGUUCCCUUUUUUCUAUUAUCUUAAAGUACUGGCAGUCUGUAAAGAAAUAUAUAUAUGAUAUAUAAAUGUGAAUGCAGCUUUUUAAUGUUAGCCACAGUGUAUUUUUUCACUUGUACUAAAAUUGUAUCAAAUGUGACAUUAUAUGCACUAGCAAUAAAAUGCUAAUUGCUUCAUGGUAUAGACCUCCUACUGUAUGUGGGAAUUUAUUUACCUGACAUAAAAUUCAUUAGUUUUUAGAGAUGGAACUCAUAUACAUUUCUGAGGUUUAUCAAAGGAAGCUACCUUCUGGCCAGGUGCCUUAAAUCCCUUUUGUGGAGUCCAAGUGUGACUGUGCAUGGGGUUUCUCAGAAGAUGAUUAGAUGUUUAGCUCGAAUUUUUCAUCUUUUCUUGUUGUUGUUUAACCCAAUGGAACUAGCAUUGUUAGUUUUCUGAAGAAUAAUAUUAUAAUAUUUGGCUCACUAAUUCCUCUCCCCCUCCUUGGUUCUCCUAACAUCGCCAUGUAAUCCCCAGAGACUCAAUCCCAUAAUAUCAAGCUCUCGCAUUUUCCCAUGUAAAAAUCCAACAUGGCCAAUGGUUAAUCUCAAGCUUUCACAGGAACAGGUGGCCUUACCUCAUAAAUCAUUCAAUACCAUUCAGCUUGAAUCAUUUUAACGUGACAGUCACGAGCCAGUUGCUCUAAUAAAGUUCUGCUAACCAGCUCUCUCCGCUGUUCUCCAGAACAAUCCCAGUCAUUCCAGGGGUGUCCCACGGUCAGGAGGUGGUGGGAUAGAGGACUUUCCGGUCUUCUCCGGGAUGCCCCUCUCAACCCUGGGCCUCUGACCUCCAGAGCUCCCUCCAGAAAAGUGGAGAUAUUUUUAGACAGCUCUGCCUUGCAAAGGUUGGCUCUGGAGAAGGAAAACUGAUGCACACAGGCCUUGGAUGGGAAUCCGGGAGCUGCAUCGGGAGCAGCAGGCAUUGCAGGGUCAGACCGGCAGGCGAGCAUUCUCUGUGGCCCGUCCACAGCUGUCACAGAAGCCCCGUUGAAUGCAUUUCAAAUAGGGGACAGUUUCUCGUUUACUUUAAUGAAUUCCUGAUGAGCAGUUUUUAGUCCAGGGGCCCCUCGGGCAUGGGCUGCUGGUGAAUAUUGUGCAGACUGGGGCAGACUUUUGUCUAUUUCACCCACAGUAAUGGCUCUACUGAUUUUAUCUAAGGGGGCACAGAGAAGAAAAAGUGGGGAGAAAAGAAAAGAUAGGAAAAAAGAAGCAACAGAAGAAGAGAAAGGCUGCCCAGAAAAGGAAAAACUAGUUCUCUGCUACCUGGAGAUGGACCCCGGUGACUGCUGCUCUUGUCUCCCUGGUGCUUUGUAGAUUUGCUCUUAGACCCAGCUGCCUGCUCAGGGGGUGCUCAGACUCCUGGCAGGGGGUGGCACGUUGACCCCUACAGCUGGCACCUGCGCGUUGCAUGUAUGUGCUUUCCAAGGCCCUUCCUGGUUGCUGAGUUAUGAAGAAAGUAGUCGUGCAGAGGCGGGGACUGAGAGCUGUGCCAUGGAGUCUCCAUGCUCCUGAUUCGUUCUAGAAGGGCUAGGGGGUUCCAGAAUCGCCAAGGUUGGCUCACCCUCCACCCACCCUCUAUGAAGGUACCCAGGUAUUGGAUGCUAGCUAUUGGCAGCCCUGCCUGGUUGGGGCUCAGAAGCUCAGGAAGGAGGCCUCUGCCAGGAAAGGGGGUGCCUGUGCCUCACGGUCUCUCGUUCCCCGGCUCGCACUGCCCAACCCGGUCUCCCCGGGGGCCGAGCUGAGGCCGUGCCCUUUGUAGAUGAUAGCUGACCUCUCUUAGCACCUGCUGCAGCUGUUCCUGUGUCCCAUGCCACCCUGCCAGUGCGAGCAGAACUUGCUCAGCCCACCCUCUCUGGGCCCGGAUCCAUGUGAGCAGCUGUCCGUCCGAGCAGGGGUGCUGCAGCUGUGUUGUGGGGUGAGCAGGAGGGAGUUCUGAAUUCCCCGAGAGCCCAUGUGGAAAUGCCUCUCAGGGAGCCCUGCUCUGGGCAAUUCAUUUGGCAGCUUCUUUAAAGCAGGGUCCCCGAGACUCCCAGGCGUGGAGGGCAGAUGCGUUGUGUGAAGCACUCCUGGGGGCACCCCCACUUCUGUGGGGAGGGUCUCCCUGAGGAUGUGUGAUUGGGCUCCCGGGCACAGCACCCCAGCCUGCACUUGCAGGAAAUGUCUGCUUCAAGUGUAAGUUCUAGAACCCGCCUUCCUCUGCCCUGGCCCCUGCCCUGCAGAUUUAUGCCUGAGAGUUUUCUUGCCAAGUCUCUGACCUGAGAGGUGGCCCCUGCACUGAAUGUGGGUGGCACAUGGGCGGCCAGGCCCCUGUGUCAGUAGCUGCAAGAAAGGACACCCUGAGUUUCUUGACUCUUCCUCCAGCCCCAGACACACAGAUGAAUUCACCCCACACUCCAAACCACUGCCCUGGUCCGAUGGUAACAAACAGACCCAUGAAGUUGGCGGAAGAUGGAGCAGAAGGAUUUCAGGAGGAGAAAACCCACAGGGGUCCCUGCGUGUCAGGGAAGGCAGGGUCAAAGGGCGCCAGGCCCCCCUGGGCGAGUAUGUUACAAGUCGAUCCGUUCCUUCUCUUCGUUGAAAAAGCAUCCAGGAGGGUUCUGUGGCCCCAGAGGACCACUUGUCCCUACUGCUGUCCCUUUCAUCUGGAAAACUCUCCCAGCCUGCACUGCUAGCAGCCCCAAACCCUGGGCAUCGUGGGGUGCCACCUUCUGCUUUCCAGGGCACUGAAGAUGCCUGGCUGUGCCUGGACGUUGCUGGGUGAUCCGGCUCGGCCUGUGUGCCCCAUCCCCAUCACCGCUCUGGGUCUAGAGAGGGUGGCUGGUCUAUCUGGGGACACCAGGAAGGACUGUUUGCCCUCUGGCAACAGUGGGCUCAGCUAAUGCAACCCUGAGGUGCCAACUGAGCUUUCUGCAGCACCCAGGGGGAUGCCACCUCUGUCGCAUACCAUGUCCCACCCACCCCAUGCCCGGGGGAGCCAGGCUGCAGGGACUCCAUGUGUGGACCCCUUGCUGACAGUGUGCUGGAUGAAGCUCCUGUCCUCUUGACCUGUGACUCCACAAGCCCUGGCCAGCCCCUGGGUGCCUCACCCCAUCCUGCCAAGUGACUUAUGAAGCUCCUAAAAGUGGCCCUAGCCGAGCCCUGCUGAAGACAGAGAUGAAGUUACUGACCAGGGUGUCACAGAAGAGCUGGAAAUGGGUUCCGCUGUGAGGUUGCAACUUGAAAAUGAUUCUGCUCAUCUGAAUGUGGGAGGAACAGCCGGGUGGUCCUGGGACCCUGCCAAGGCCCACGGGCAUUCAGGGCGGUCCCCUGGCGGGUGGUGGAGGAGGAGAAGGGGCCUGUGGGAUCUGUUGGUGUGAGAUGGUGGGGAGCGCGUCCCAGGGGGCUCGGCUCACAAGCUGAACAGACUGGAGGUGCUGGGACACACAGCCUCCAGGCCCUGCCCGGGUUGGGCCCCCAGCAGCCAGAGGCCCCCCACUCUGUGUAAGUACGGGUCUCCAUGGAUGCUCCAUUCCCUCCAGCUGGGCAGUGGUGCCAGCCUAAUGCACUGUGUUUCUUUAAGCAACGUGGCCCUGUCUUGUUACCUGUCAUACCCCGUGUCCGCUGACUGUCUGCCCAUGCCCCGUGCUUGGUGGUGCCACAUCGUCUCUGCUUUCCCUGCCUUCCACCCGGCUCCUCCCUCUGCUUGAGCCAUGGCUGCUCUUCCACUGGCCCUCGCCCUCCAUCAGGGCCUCUGAGAGGCGACGUAUGGCAUGCGAUUUUGAAGCAACCAUUGGGAGGCCAGCCCCGGGGUUGUGGCUGGAGGCAGGGCCACCUCUGCCCGCUCGCCCUAACGGUGUGUCACUCUGUUCUUCCUUGACAGGAGGUUCAAGAUGUGAAAGGUGCAGGGCACGUCAGACACCUGUGGGAGCCUCACAGUGGGAGCCCCGGUCUGCAAAACAGUGUUAGGGCAGGGGCCGGGCCAUCUGCAUUUGUCAAGGGCUUUAUUUUGCACUCUGCCUUAUGUUCACCAUUGGAUUAUGUAGCAAAAUAUGUAGCAAAAUAUGUAGCACCCAUGGUCGAGCCCCAGGAUGGAGAGCCGUGCGGGAGACCUCAUGGUGGGGUCACAGACCCAGGCAGUGCUCUAGUGAAGCCUGCCCUGUGCCCUGUGGGUGGGCAUUGGAGGGUGAGGUCUUAGGGGACGUUUCUCCAAAUAACAUCUGAGGUUUCCCUGAGCUGAGGCCAGAGGGUGAGGCCAGGUUAGAGCAAGCAGCAGCCGGGCCUCGAGCUGUCAUCUCCAUCCCAUCAUGUUCUUGUCAUCAUUGUUUCUCAUCCAUCAUCCUGUGCAUCCUGUGUGUCCGAGACUGUCUCCCUGACCCUGCAAAAGGACUCUUUCCAGACCAAAGCUUGCAUUUAAACUGAGCACUGAGAAGCAGUUCAAAAUGCUUCAUCUUCCGGUCCUGAAAACAACCGUGCACAUCUGUGUCUCACGUGGAAUAUUGUCUGUUGUCCCAUCCUGAGCUUUUUGUUCAAACGUCUCACCCCCCACCAAUGUCUCGGGGUGCUUGUACUGUCUGUUCUCCGCAUGCAAAGGCUGGGAGUGAGGGGAUCCCCUAGGGGUCUUGGGGCCCUAUUCCCGCUUAGGGCUGUGAUCCCUUUGGGUUGCCCUGCCUUGGUUUCCCUGCUGAUCGCAAAACCAUCCUGGAUUGCAGCACAAGGGAACUUGGUUUGCAGCAGCACGACUGACCUGGAGGAUGUACCAGCUACGUGCCUGUGGUUGUAGAUAUCUUAAAAUGUAGAGUUUUGCUUUCAUUAUGCCAAGCCCAGCAGUGUUUGGGGCAUCAAAAGAAAAGAAUUCUCAACCCUUUCUUUUUUAAGUGCAACCCAUCGAAGACUCAGUCCUGCAUAUGAAGUUUCCUUCCCAUUAAAAUUUAAUCCCAUCUUUUCCACCAUUUGAAAAGCCCAUCAUCUCUCCCCUUACUCAAUGGCCUAGCCUUCCUGGGCUGUAUCAUGUCACUCCGUGCUGGCAGGGAGCUGCUGAGACAUCCAUUUUGGCAUUCCUCUAAGAAAACGAUGGCAUAUUUGGAAAAUUUGGUUAAAACCCUUAACGUUCAGGUUUCCCUUUGAGUGAGGGUAGCUUGUAGAGUUGCAUUAACCAUUUUUAAAAUUUCACUUUUUAAAAGGUAGGCACUUCAGGUUUUUGUUUGCUUGCUUUGUUUUUCAUUUGCUCUCACUAAUACUUCCCCCUUUGUUUCAAAUAUGCAAAAUUAAGAAAGUGAAAAAAUAAAGGGCAAAGCAAGGAAAUAUAUUGGUUGAUAGGGUGCUGUAUGUAAAAUGUGGAAAGUAAGAGUAAAGUGAUCUUGACUGGUAGGUAUUCUUAGAUUUAAUAGUCUACAGGUCGUAAGUAACCUGUGUUAGGUAUUUGUUUUAAAUUGGAUCUUUAUGGUAAAGAUGGCAAAUCCGUCAACCAAAAUUUCUCUGUAAUUUAAACAAAAAUUCACAUCCAUAAACUGACUUUUUAUAUUGAAAAUAUAGAGUAUGGAAAACCUUUCUUAAUUAUAAAGAUACAGGAGUGAUAUUAAACCCCUGUUUGAAAUUAACCUGGCUCUACAAUGCUCCUAAAUUACACAGGAAAUAAUUGCAUUUUGAGUGGGGCAGGUAUUUUGCAGGUGAUCCAAGAUUUUUAAAAAUCUCUCAUGGAAACUUUGACAGCAUCUUCCCUUGGAAUCCAUGGACUCUGGCUCUGUGGAAAUAAAUCAACCCUAAAUCUUGACUGCAGUCAAGAAUCAUUUCUGUUACUCCCUCCCAUAGGGACGAAAAAAAAAAAAAAAAA
This is a messenger RNA of Choloepus didactylus (southern two-toed sloth), 7516 nucleotides long. RefSeq names its product stromal cell-derived factor 1-like. Gene Ontology annotation, molecular function: chemokine activity; CXCR chemokine receptor binding. Gene Ontology annotation, biological process: axon guidance; chemokine-mediated signaling pathway; induction of positive chemotaxis. NCBI's taxonomy places the organism in Eukaryota, Metazoa, Chordata, Mammalia, Pilosa, Megalonychidae. The record is from RefSeq and is a predicted model, not a curated record. Gene Ontology annotation, cellular component: external side of plasma membrane; extracellular region. The transcript has 3 exons. Bases 103 to 372 code for a protein of 89 amino acids.